Molecule: messenger RNA, 1404 nt
Organism: Trypanosoma brucei brucei TREU927
Lineage: Eukaryota; Euglenozoa; Kinetoplastea; Trypanosomatida; Trypanosomatidae
Product: rRNA dimethyltransferase, putative
Exons: 1
Coding region: 1-1404 (467 amino acids)
Biological process (GO): rRNA methylation
Cellular component (GO): mitochondrial matrix
Molecular function (GO): rRNA (adenine-N6,N6-)-dimethyltransferase activity
Source: RefSeq, a predicted model, not a curated record
AUGUCCCGUCGAUUCCUCAACCGGUCGCAAGUGACUUCUGCGUCUGCUGCUUUAUUAUACUCCAGGAGAGGCGUCAGUAAACCAAGUACGGAUGCCGCAGCAUCACCUCUUCCGCCGCUGCGCUGCCCCGGAGGGCCACGCGUAAAGGCGGAGGGCCUUAAACAACUUUUCAAAGUACCGCACGCCGGUUACCUUGCCAAGUAUGGCCAGCGCUUCAUUUUGAACCUGAAGCUUACACACCAGGUAGCAGCGCUGCUUAGUCGCACAACGCUACGCACGCCGGACAAGUUGUUGCUGGAACUGGGCCCUGGUGCAGGGGCUUUGACUCGUAGCCUGUUAACUCGGCCGUGUGUUGGUGUGUUGGGUAUUGAACAAGAUGAACGAUUUAACGGUCAUCUCGAGCAGAUACGGCAAUACACAAAUGGCAAGUUCCAGUGGACGAAUGGUGAUGUGCUUCGUAUUAAUGAAUUGGAAAUAGUGGAAUCGCUUUAUGCAGGAUUUGCGCAGCAGCACCGUCGGAAGCCAGCGGCAGAUGCACGUGAGCGUGCGAGUAGCGACGGGAAUAAAAGCGAUGGUGGGGAAGCAUGCAGUAGCGGUACUAAGGACAGUGGCUGCUGCACGGGCGAUUUUUACUGCGAGGAUGCUCCACUGCGGAACGUACAACGGGAGAAGAUUCUUCGAAAGCGAUUCGGAAAAUAUGCAGCUUUUAACCACGACACGGCUAGUGGACAAAACAGCGGUUCUGCGGCGCCGAGUUCAGAUGUUUCUGGUUGUGCAUUCUCUUCUGAGUCGGUUGCAUUUGAGGUAUCCGACAGAUGGUGGUCAGACGGCGAUGCAAAACUUGAAGUGAUAGCAAAUCUCCCUUUUAACAUCAUAACUGAACUUCUGAUGCGUUAUGCUGUCGACUGCUCGCGUAAACAAAACCUUUUUGUUUUCGGUCGCGUUCCGUUACAUGUUUUCACGCAGCAGGAGGUUGCGGAGUGUAUCAUCGCCCCAGCGGGUUCCAUUCACUUUUCUCGCCUCUCCGUAUUGUGUCAGUGCUUUUUCCACACACAACUACUGCGGACAUUUCGAGAAAUGACGUAUUAUCCAAAAACUGCGGUUCUUGGUGCACUAAUUACCCUUCAACCUCGUGCUGUGCCAUUAUUACCGGGGCUCGAUGCGGCAACACUCAUACACUUCACGGACUUGUUGAUGCGCCCUGGGCAGCGAGGCAUGACAGUUUAUAAAGCAUUGCAGCAACACGUGCCUCCUGAAGUUGCCCAGUAUAUGUUGCAGGAGUUGCGUACAGAUGGCGCCUUGACUGUGCUUGAUUUAACUACGGAGGAGGUGUGUAAGUUGGCAACCUUAUGGCAUCGGUUUCUUGAGGCGUCCUCCCAACAAGCGCAUGGCUCAGGGACCUAA